Dendronephthya gigantea is the source of this 1314-nucleotide messenger RNA. Its product is annotated as ATP-dependent DNA helicase PIF1-like. The record is from RefSeq and is a predicted model, not a curated record. The transcript is spliced from 2 exons. Bases 1 to 1314 code for a protein of 437 amino acids. Lineage: Eukaryota; Metazoa; Cnidaria; Anthozoa; Malacalcyonacea; Nephtheidae.
AUGAAUAUCAAGUUGACAAAGGAGCAGGAUGAUGUCGUUAAUUUCGCCUCAACUAAGCAUAACAUGUGCAUUUUCGGAAAGGCGGGAGUUGGCAAAACAACGGUUGUGGAAAGCAUGCAACUGGGUCCAGUUCCAAGUCCACUCGAUCCUGGAAACUCUAUCAUUUUCUCGAAACUUUUUGACAAAGUUUUUCCGCAUCGAUUCGAGCUACAGAGAGUAUUGCGGCAAGGGGAAGAUGAAGAAAAGUUGAAAAAUGCUUUAGAUCUUAUACGAGUAGGUAAAUGCAAUGACGAGGUAGAACAAUAUCUCCAAAGCUUAGCCAGAGAUUUGAAUUCGUCUAAUGUUCCUUCAGAAAAGAUCCACAUAUAUUUUAAGAAACUUCCAGCUGAGAUCCACAACCUAGGUGCCUUGGCGGAAAUUCCAGGAGAACUUACAAUUUUCGAGAGCAAGGACACUGGUAACGCCCGAUCUUUGGAGAAAACCGUUAGCCAAAGUCUCACCGUGAAACCUGGAUGCAAAGUUAUGUUUCUCUACAACAUCAAUGACGAUUUGAAAAAUGGAUACAAGGGCGAGUAUGUUGGUAUCAAUGAAGACGAAGAACACCUUAUUGUCAACUUUCCGAAAGUCGGUAAUGUCCCCAUUGCUCGCAGAACUUGGUACAAGUUUGAUACCAAUGGAAGGAUACAAGGCAGUCGUACUCAGUUUCCACUCGCACCUUGCUACGCUAUCACUGUACACAAAGCGCAAAGCACGACCUUAGAACGUGUAGUGGUGCAUUGUUCCCAAGAGUUUGUCCCAGGCCAAACUUACGUUGCUCUGUCAAGAGUCACCAGAGAAGCUUCUCUUCAAGUCUUUGGCUUCCGAAGGAGUUUCCUUUUACCACCUCCUCCCGAGUUGUCGGAUUUUGAUUUGAAUAAGAUGGGAAUCAUGGACCAGUACUUUGGCUGUUGCAGUGGUAUGCAUCUGGAAGAGAAUUUCUUUGAAUGCGAUCAAGAGUGCGAGACAGAUUUGGCCGAAGAGAUGGACAAUCUGGUGCAGCAUAACGAUUUUACUUCCGCUGCUUCUUCUUAUUUCGAAUCGAACAGUGGUGCAGUCAUCAAUCUGGGAGAUGUCUUACUAUGCAUGUCCGACUUCAGUAAUGAAUUGUCGAAACCUCCUUCAUCUUUCAGCGUGAAAGCAUUCCUGGAAAAAAUCAUCAACGACGCUAAUGAAGAUUCUUACAGCCAAUCGGUUAAAUCUGCAGCAAAAUAUGGCACUCAUAAUUUAGAUGAUUUUGAAUUAUUAGCAUGCCUAUUUUGGUACAGAAUUUUCUAA